UCAGAACACUCGAAACCCUAGUUUGCCCUCGAUUUUCCUUUCAAUUCCGUUUGGAUGCCGAGAAAAGCUCCUGUGACGUGGAAGUCUCAGCGUGUUUUGACUCGGUCCAAUUCAGUGAUUGCCUUUGAGUGAAUAUUUUGCCCGAGAAAUCAAAGCAGAAGAUUCUCAGUAAUUUUGUCUCGGAAUCCGUUGGUUCUUAUUUGUAUUGGAUUUUCUUGCAAUUCCUUAGCUCCGCUACGCGUUUGUUCAACUUGAUGGUGCUGUUGACCUGACUUGGGGUAUUCUGUGCGCCUCACAGCAUCAUGACUUCUUCUGUACAUGAUCUCUCUGGGUUAAAGAGAAAGAUUUUAUCUAUUAAGAGAUGGCCUUUUGGAUAAUAGUGAGGCUGAUGAACAGAAAAAGCUUUUAGAAAGCCAAGUCCAGUCUUCCUCUCCAGCACCUGGGAUGUCUGAUCCUACCAUUACAACAUCAAAUGUUCAAUAUGUGACACCUCCACAACUAGGACCAGGAAAUGCAAUGGGUCCUGCAGCAUACCCAUACCCAGAUCCUUACUACAGAAGUAUUUUUGCUCCUUAUGAUUCACAGCCAUAUCCUGCACAGCCUUAUCCUGCCCAGCCCAUGGUCCACCUUCAGUUGAUGGGUAUCCAACAAUCUGGUGUCCCUUUGCCAUCUGAUGCUGUUGAGGAGCCUGUAUUUGUAAAUGCAAAACAGUAUCAUGGCAUUUUACGGCGUCGGCAAUCUCGUGCAAAAGCUGAGUCAGAGAAUAAAACUGUCAAGUCUCGGAAGCCAUACCUGCAUGAAUCUCGACAUCUGCAUGCACUGAGACGAGCAAGAGGAUGUGGAGGUCGUUUCCUCAACACAAAGAAGACCGAAAGCCAACAGAAAGAAGCAGCCUCUGGUGACGAAUCACAAACCAAUGCCAAUGUCAACGUCAACGGAGACAACAAUGUCGCUCCAUCAGAAAGGUUAGCUUGAUAAUCGAAGCAAUUGUUGUACUCUGCAACAAGUGGGACACAAAAGGCCACUAACCCAACCCGCCAACACCUAGGAAGUUAGAAAAAGACCAGCUUAAACAAGUCACUUGUUGCCCGUGAUUAGGUGAAUUAGGUUUUGUACUCUUGGCCAAGUGGUGUGUAUAUAGAGUUUUCGGAGCAGUAGGUUGUAGCGAGGUUGAAGCCGGUUUUUGGGGGGGGGGAGGACGAGUGUUUCUUCGAUGCUGACGUGCUGUGCUGUGUUGUGUUGUGUUGUGCUGUGCUCUUCCUUAGAGAAUGGUAGUUGAGCUGUGGUGUGAUUGAGAAUGUUAGACGUGUAGCAUUGGACUAGUCUUCUUCUUGUUGCUUUUACUUGCACGGCCCUAUAUACGUUGUGUUAGAGCUAUUUCACGACGAUUCUAUUGUUGUUAGUAUUCCGAAUAAGAGAGCUAGCUAUGUAUCUUCUCA
Molecule: messenger RNA, 1439 nt
Organism: Diospyros lotus (date-plum)
Lineage: Eukaryota; Viridiplantae; Streptophyta; Magnoliopsida; Ericales; Ebenaceae
Product: nuclear transcription factor Y subunit A-7
Exons: 7
Coding region: 445-975 (176 amino acids)
Biological process (GO): regulation of transcription by RNA polymerase II
Cellular component (GO): CCAAT-binding factor complex
Molecular function (GO): RNA polymerase II cis-regulatory region sequence-specific DNA binding; DNA-binding transcription factor activity, RNA polymerase II-specific
Source: RefSeq, a predicted model, not a curated record